AUGUCUCGCAGUUUCGCUGCCGACGACGACCUGCCGUCGCUGGAGACACCUCGUCUUGCCUCGGAGAGCAGCCUGUCCAUCGCGGCCCUGGCGCGCUUUGAGUUCGAAGCCGGAAAAGGCAACGAGGGCACUAAGAUCUUGAUGGUCGAAUGGGAAGAUGACGAUAUCUCGUCCUCACAGUCAGGCUCGUGGCAUGUUUCAUGGCAUGAGAAGACGACCGUCCUGCCCGCCGACGAACAGACAAGCGAUAGUACGCGCCGCUUCUAUUUCUUGCUGCCUCCCGGAACGACUGUCCCGCCUGUGAUCUCGUUGACCUACACGCAACAUCCCAACUCGGCGGCCACUGUCAAGCAACCGCAGUCUAUCCAAAUCAACCCUUUGCCCGCCAUCUUUCCGCCGGAACUUGGCGCCACUGCGCGAACCGCAGGAAAGAAGGGAGUCUUGCAUACCAUUUGGGCGAAGAAGCGACUUCAGGCUUUGGAGAGGGAAAUCAAGGAUGAAUCUCUUGAAAAUGUCGAAGGUGUCGCCUUGCAGAUGGCCAUCCAGGAGAAGGAAUGGAUUGAAACCAACUACGGCGUUUCGGUUUCCACCCCAGCGCAAAGCAUUUCUUCCCCUUCCCAGGCCACUCCUUCGUCUUCUUUUCAGGUGUCCACACCUGUUUCGCCAACUGGUGGUCGCAGCUUAGGGGAUAAGUUGAAGGGGUUGAAAUUGGAGACUAGUGAGAAAGAUCUGACAAAGAGAGCAGAAGGGAGCAACAUUCACCGUGACGGCGACGAACGAAACCAUCUCCUAUCUCCGGAGACUUCUGAUGUCGCCAUCUCUUCAUUUAACUCUUUCCGUCAUGCGCCGCAAUCAUCCGGAAUAGAGACGAAACGGAUUGUAUCACAUCAACCCCCGCCAGUACUCCAAAAAGCACAGAACAGUGCCGCGGAUUUUGGUUUCAUGGAUACCCUAACGCGCACUGAGAGUACAGACUCAACUGAUGGGCUAUUUGCAAAGGCACUUAGUCCUCGCACCCCGGACAUACCUCUUAGUCCAUUUUCCUUCUCAAAAUCGGAUACAAGGGUCUACGUUCCGGAGACCUCAAACUAG
This is a messenger RNA of Talaromyces rugulosus, 1092 nucleotides long. RefSeq lists its product as uncharacterized. Bases 1 to 1092 code for a protein of 363 amino acids. The transcript is spliced from 2 exons. NCBI's taxonomy places the organism in Eukaryota, Fungi, Ascomycota, Eurotiomycetes, Eurotiales, Trichocomaceae. The record is from RefSeq and is a predicted model, not a curated record.